GACUUACAUCUAAGUGCAGAGGUUUCUACGAAGAUGAAGUUCGCGGUGUGUUUAUUGGCAGUCGUCUCUUGCGCUGCGGCUAUGCCCGCAGAAGUCUCUUUUGAAACACCUGAUGAGCUUGAUUUGUCUAAGAUCGUCCCGAACAACAUUUAUCUGGAACCAGAAACUCCCAUAGACCCAUCCACUAUUCCCGAAGGCAGAGUCAUCGGGGGUACUGAAGUAGCCCGCAAUUCUGUUCCAUAUCAAGCGGCUGUCGUCAUCAACGGCGUUAGUUUGUGCGGUGGUUCCUUGAUCUCCACUACACGUGUCUUGACUGCCGCUCAUUGUACCGUCAGUGCCUCUUUCGUCAAUGUCAGACUUGGAGCUCACGCCUUCAACUCCAACGAAGCCACCCAGGUGCGCCUUACCAGCAGCAGCGUCGUCAACCAUGCCUCUUACAAUGUAGGUAGCUUCGCUGCCAACGACGUCGCCGUUAUCUUCCUGCCUUCCGCUGUAUCCCUCAACAACAACAUCCAACUCAUUUCUCUGGCUCCUGCCAAUUCCGGUACUUUCGCAGGAUCAACCGGUUUCCUGGCAGGAUGGGGAAGGACCUCCGACGCUUCCAACGCAGUGUCUGCCGUUUUGCGCGGUGUGAACCUCCCCAUCAUCACCAACGCAGUAUGUGCUCAAUCCUAUGGCAAUAACGUGGUAGCUUCGAGCAUCUGUACCGCUGGACGCUCUGGAUCCAAUACCGUCGGUUCUUGCAACGGCGACUCUGGUGGCCCAUUGGUGGUUAACGAUGUCCAAGUGGGCAUCGUGUCGUUCGGUGCUGAGGACUGCGCUGUGGGACACCCAUCUGUCUUUGCCAGGAUCAGCUCCUUCAGAAACUGGAUCCAACAGAACGGCGGCAUUUAAAUACUAAGGAAUACUUUUCUGUCUAAUGGUUGUCUUCGACGAAAUGUAUAUUAUAUAAACUUAACUCCAAAAACCCAAGCUUUAUUUUUAAUAUAAAAAAUAUGUUCCCACCCAAA
Anoplophora glabripennis (Asian longhorned beetle) is the source of this 1010-nucleotide messenger RNA. RefSeq names its product brachyurin. The record is from RefSeq and is a predicted model, not a curated record. The coding region runs from base 34 to 894 and encodes 286 amino acids. Lineage: Eukaryota; Metazoa; Arthropoda; Insecta; Coleoptera; Cerambycidae. Gene Ontology annotation, biological process: proteolysis. Gene Ontology annotation, molecular function: serine-type endopeptidase activity. The transcript is spliced from 4 exons.